AUGGAUACAAAUAAUCAUAUCGGUAUUACCAAGUCACUGGUGUUUGAUGGUAAAACACUGUCUAUCGGAGAAUUACCAUCAUUACAAUCAUUAAAGUUUAGUGAGGAAUAUAAUCAACCUCUUUCAGUUGGAGUGUUGCCAUCAUUAUUACAAUCAUUGGAGUUUGGCGAUGACUUUAAUCAACCAAUAUCAGUUGGAGUGUUACCAUCAUCAUUACAAUCAUUGACAUUUGGUUAUGAUUAUAACCAACCUCUAUCAGUUGGAGUAUUACCUUUAUCAUUACAAUCAUUAAAGUUUGGUGGUGGAUAUAAUCAACCUCUAUCAGUUGGAGUAUUACCUUUAUCAUUACAAUCAUUGGUGUUUGGUUGUUGCUAUGAUCAACCUCUAUCGGUUGGAGUAUUACCAACAUCAUUACAAGCAUUGAAGUUUGAUAAUGAAUAUAAUCAACCACUAUCAGUUGGAGUAUUACCAUCAUCAUUACAAUCGUUGGUGUUUCAUUGGAAAUUUAAUCAACCUCUGUCCCCUGGAGUAUUACCAUUAUCAUUACAAUCAUUAUCAUUUGGUGAUGACUUUAAUCAACCAAUAUCAGUUGGAGUAUUAUCAACAUUAUUACAAUCAUUAAAGUUUGGUGAUGCAUAUAAUCAGGCAAUCCCAGUAGGAGUAUUACCAUUUUCGUUACAAUCAUUGGUGUUUGGUAAUGGAUAUAACCAACCUCUAUCGGUAAGAGUACUACCAACAUCAUUACAAUCAUUAAAGUUUGGUCUCGGAUUUAAUCUACCCCUAUCAGUUGAAGUAUUACCAUCAUCAAUACGAUCAUUGACAUUUGGAGGUAGAUAUGAUCAACCACUAUCAGUUGGAGUAUUACCAUCAUCAUUACAAUUAUUAGAGUUUGGUGGUAGAUAUAAUCAACCUCUAUCAGUUGGAGUAUUACCAUCAUCACUACAAUCAUUAAAGUUUGGUCCAAUGUAUGCCCAACCACUAUCAGCUCGGGUAUUACCCUCAUCAUUACUAUCACUAGAGUUUGGUGAUGACUUUAAUCAAUCACUGUCAGUUGGGAUAUUACCAACAUCAUUACAAUCGUUGAAAUUUGGAGGUAGAUAUGAUCAACCUCUAUCAGUUGGAGUAUUACCAUCAUCAUUACAAUCGUUGAAAUUUGGUGAUAGAUAUAAUCAACCUCUGUCAGUUGGAGUAUUACCUUUAUCAUUACAAUUAUUAGAGUUUGGUCGAGAUUAUAAUCAACCACUGUCUCAUGGAGUAUUACCACCAUCAUUACUAUCAUUGGUGUUUGGUUGUUGUUUUAAUCAACCAAUAUUAGUUGGGGUAUUACCAUCAUCGUUACAAUCAUUGACAUUAAGCAGAGACUAUGAUCAACCAUUAUCGAUUAGAGUAUUUCCGCGAUCAAUAAGGUCGGUCAUAUUUCAUUGGUUUCUUGUAAAAAACCCCUAUCUAAAAAAACAACAAAGACCAUUAACCAUCCAAUCCGAUUUCAAGAAAUCAAUUAAAGUUGGAAGAUACUAUCUUGAAAUAGGACCUUAUCAAUUAUUAAAGCUUCCAUCAAAAAAGGAUUCAAUCAUCUUUACAUAUACUGGAUCACCGAGUGAUAUCGAUAUUACCAAUUGUUUUAAUCAACCAUUGCCACUUUUGAAUGUGUUAUCUAAUCCCAACUCUAUCAACUACGAUCCAAAAUAUGUAGUGCCUUACCCAUUUAAAAAGUGUAAUUUUGUUACUGUCAACAACCACAAAUAUUUCAAACUAUACUCAUUUCCAUGUACAUUAAACAAAGUAUUUUUAGUAAUAUCUGCUUCUUCUAGUGAGUUGGCGGUGAUCUUGAACAAUUAUGUCAAUCUAAAACAUUAUGAAAGAGUCAUAUGGAGUUACAUUGAUCGAUUAUUCCUCAUACUUGAAAAACUAGCUCAACACAAUCUUGCACAUCUUGAUAUCAAACCACUCAAUCUAUUUAUUGGAAACAAUGGUGAAAUAGUUCUUGGCGAUUUUGGUUGUUGCCGAUACGUCAUGGAACGAAAUCAAACCUUACCAACAAUUAUUGUUGAAAAUAAUCCUUUGACAAAUCCAACAAAUCGUAUAAUCAAACAAGAAUCAAUUAGCGUUACCCCGCUUACUGAUUUAACUCGUGGGACACAAGGGUAUUACCCACCAGAAUCAAAAUUUAAGGAAUAUCACUCUAAAAGUGAUGCCUAUUCGGUUGGAAGUACCCUCCUCAAGCUGCUUUCGUGUCAUCCAGAUGAUGCUUCCAACAGGGAUGAAUUUGUAGAGAAUCAUAGAAAUAGCAAGUAUAAUCCAGAUCUUGUUAAAAUAUCCCCAAUCAGAUACUCUUUAGCUUUGAUUCAAUUUGUCAAGAAACUAUUAACUGUCACACCUCAAGAUCGACUUUCAUCAGAUGAUUUAACAGUUGAGUCACUAGAACCAGGCACACAGAUAAUCACAUCGCCAUUUUUAGUUGACAAAAGUAAAUUUCUUCCAAAUACCACCAAAUUGAUAUUUGAUGGAGACUACAACUGCCCUCUCAAUGGGCUACUUUCACCUACACUUGUAAAAAUAUUAUUACUUGGAAAAUUUAAUCAACCAAUCAAACAAGGUGAUAUUCCUCGACUAGCUGAAACAUUGAUAUUUGGACCAUCAUUUAAUAGUGAAAUUGAACCCAGGUGUUUACAAAAUAAUUCCCUAAAAGUAGUUGUUUUUGGUAGAUCAUUUAAUCACCAAAUAUCUGUUGGGCAUGGUACAUAUUGGUCAGGUGGCCCUUUCAACAAGUCCAGAUAUUUUCCUUCCAGGCCUACCAUUAAUAUAACCACUGAUAUUUGGAAUCAAGAAAAAGAGUCAAAUAUCUUUUCAAAGAAUUCAAAAGAGGAGUAUAAACGAAUUAAUAUUUACCAUACUGGGAGAUUAAAUGUACAUUACAUAGACACUAUCAAUUCAUUUACAAAAGUUUAUUUGGAAUCUAAAAUCAUUUUGACAAUUGGUGAAAAAUGUUAUGGAAUUGGAGAAAUUAAAAGAGAAAUCAAUUUAUUAUCAUGGAAGAAUAAUGAUAUUGAAUUCAAGAUGGAUUUAAAAGAUGUUAGUGUCAUAUCAUUUGUAGAGUCUUCAAUUUAUCAACAUUUAUUUUAUCAAAUUGAAAAGAAAAUAUUUAAAGAAAUGAAUCAAGUGGAUUUGGAUGGACAUGUCGUUGAUGGAUAUCCAUUAAAAGAUAUGGAGCAAUUAUUUGAAUUGGACAAUGAUAAUAUUCAUCAAAUAUUUCAGCAUAAUAAUCAAUAUUUAAAUAUUAGAUUUAUUCCAUUUCCAAAUUAA
Molecule: messenger RNA, 3303 nt
Organism: Cavenderia fasciculata
Lineage: Eukaryota; Evosea; Eumycetozoa; Acytosteliales; Cavenderiaceae
Exons: 5
Coding region: 1-3303 (1100 amino acids)
Biological process (GO): protein phosphorylation
Molecular function (GO): protein kinase activity; ATP binding
Source: RefSeq, a predicted model, not a curated record